Drosophila grimshawi is the source of this 1058-nucleotide messenger RNA. Its product is annotated as 23 kDa integral membrane protein. The record is from RefSeq and is a predicted model, not a curated record. Gene Ontology annotation, cellular component: membrane. Lineage: Eukaryota; Metazoa; Arthropoda; Insecta; Diptera; Drosophilidae. The coding region runs from base 231 to 884 and encodes 217 amino acids. The transcript has 5 exons.
ACUUUGCCGCCAGCUUCGGCCUCAGUUUCAGUUUCAGUUUUUAGUUCGUUCGUGACCGUGUCCGCUAGCAGUUCUCGUCUAGUUUUAUAUUCAAAAUAUCCAAAAACGAGUACACAUUACUUUAUUUAUACAUAUAAUUCGUUUUUGUUGGUACAAAUUGUUGCACGUGUUGGCCAUCAACAACAUUUGCUUGUUUACAAUUAAUUCCACAAAUUUGAUUAUUUGCAACAAUGGGCUGCGCCACUGGCACCAUUAAAUACACAUUAUUUCUCUUCAAUGCAUUAUGGGCGAUACUUGGCAUAUUGGUUGUAGUGUUUGGGAUCCUUGGCUGGGGUGCCAUGCCGCAGAAGUAUGCAGUCGGGAUAAUGGUGCUGGGCGGCAUUAUACUGGUGAUAUCGAUGUUUGGCUGCUUUGGCGCCAUUCGGGAAUCGGCUCGUAUGCUCUGGACGUAUGUGACGCUGCUGCUGGUGCUGCUGGUCUUGAUAGCCGUCUUCAUCUACUUCAAUAGCCGCGAUGUGUUCAUGAAGUAUGCGGUGCAAACGGUAGAAGAUAACUGGCAAAUGGAGCUGACCAAGCCUGGCAGCAUGGAUCUGAUACAGAAGACGUACUCCUGCUGCGGUCGCUAUGGACCCGGCGAUUAUAUGGCCAUUGAUCAUAGGAAUAAUACGGUGCCCUCGAGCUGUUGCAAGGGCAACAACUGCCUGAAUCCAUUGAAUGUCUAUCCAGAAGGUUGUCUGACCAAAGUGGAGGCGGCCUUCGCUGAUGAGGCCAUCACAUCGCGAUACUGCGAAUGGGGCCUGCUGGGAUUCGAUCUGAUAAUACUCUCUCUGGCCAUCAUACUUGCCAUACACUAUACGAAUCAGAGGCGCCGCUAUAACUAUUAGCGAGUACUAUAUGUUUAGCAGUAACUAAAUCAGUCGAAUUAUAUUCGUAAUACCUCAUUUAUAAGUGUCACCAAUGUACCUACUUAAUUAUGCAACUUUUAACCGCACCGAGCGCGAUGUGUUCACUUGCCAAGCAAAUCAAUCGAAUGCCUAAAAUAUACAACUAAAGUCGAA